This is a messenger RNA of Trypanosoma conorhini, 318 nucleotides long. Its product is annotated as putative transmembrane protein. Lineage: Eukaryota; Euglenozoa; Kinetoplastea; Trypanosomatida; Trypanosomatidae. Gene Ontology annotation, cellular component: membrane. The coding region runs from base 1 to 318 and encodes 105 amino acids. The record is from RefSeq and is a predicted model, not a curated record. The transcript has a single exon.
AUGGCAAGUAAGUACGUUGCUGGCUCGCUUACUGUUCUGCUGCCACUGGGCGGCGUCAUGGGUUACCGCAAGGGGAGUGUGGCAAGCCUGAUUGCGGGCUCAUUAAGUGGUGCCUUGAUGGGUGUCUCAACCAUCUUUUUGAUGAGGGAUCCCAAGGACAAGGUGGGCAACCGGCUUGCUGCCGCCGUCUCGCUUCUCCUCGCCUCUGCCAUGGGGCAGCGCUACUACAAGGGCAGGAAAUUGGUCCCACUGAUUGUUGCCUCGGUGAAUGCGUUGAGUUUUCUGCUGGUCUUUGGCCCCAAUUCUGUUCUUUAUUAG